CAAUAAUGUCACUGUCGGAGGGCGUUGUCUGAGUGUGUGCAAAACUUAGCUCAAGGACAGUAUAAAAGCAUCUGAUCUCUGCGCUGUCUCACCACACCUGACUGAUUGUCUUCUCUUCCGCUCUCCGAGACUCAGGUUUCCUAGACACUCAGCGAGAUGACGAGCAAGCUGGAAAAAGCCUUGGAUGAAGUUAUCGACGUGUACCACAAGUACUCCGAGAAAAGGCCCAAUUCGGAUGAUUUCCUGCAGAAGCAUGAGUUCAGGCAGCUGUUAAAGCAGCACGCCAAGUCAUUUCUGAAGUGCACUCUGCCGUACGGGCAGACGGAAGAAGAAUACAUAGAAGACCUGUUUCAGAAGGCGGACAAAAACAGAAAUGGAUACCUCCAUUUCGAAGAGUUCGUUACCACGCUGGCGAAAUUGGCCAUACAUGCUCACAAUAUCUCACACGAGCCUUGUGACGAAACGCCUGGGAAGCCGGGCGAUGGGCAGGGGCAGGGGCAUGGACACGGGCAUGGACAUGGGCAUGGCCCCAAUUAA
Molecule: messenger RNA, 537 nt
Organism: Chelonoidis abingdonii (Abingdon island giant tortoise)
Lineage: Eukaryota; Metazoa; Chordata; Testudines; Testudinidae
Product: protein S100-A7-like
Biological process (GO): endothelial cell migration
Cellular component (GO): cytoplasm; extracellular exosome
Molecular function (GO): transition metal ion binding; calcium ion binding; calcium-dependent protein binding
Source: RefSeq, a predicted model, not a curated record